AUGGCAGAACAUCGUAAUAGUGGUCAAGAGAAAGAGGAGGUGCGUAAAUUUAAAAACGAACAAAGAUUAAAAAAAGGUGGAAGUACUAACGCUGAGACUGAGGCUGCAACAUAUAAGACGAAAAUAUGUAAAACUUUUGAGCAAA
Ambispora leptoticha is the source of this 145-nucleotide messenger RNA. NCBI's taxonomy places the organism in Eukaryota, Fungi, Glomeromycota, Glomeromycetes, Archaeosporales, Ambisporaceae. The record is from the annotation of a GenBank genome assembly.